GGCCACCAAGCCACCAUGCGGACUCUGGCGUGCGUGCUGUGCUGGCUGAGCGGGCUGAGCGGACCGGUCGACGCCCAUAGCGAGGACUUCCUUUCGCGGGCCUAUGAGAACAGGACCGAACCCGACUCGCGACAGCUCUACGACUUUAGAAAAACUCACCCUAAGCCAAUCGGAUUGUUCGCUCUGAGCUCCGGAUAUCCAGUCGAGAUAAGGGAAACCAACGCAUUGAAUAGUGAUUUACUGAUGAACCGGUUCUUUCUUGAUAACAUUUUACAUUUCGUCUCCGAAAGAAUACCCGAAAGAGUGGCGGCCGCCAAGGGCACCGCAGCGCUCGGUUACUUCGAGGUGACGAACGACGUGUCGCAAUACACCAAAGCCGAGGUAUUUACCGGCGUCGGCAAGCGCACGCCCGUCGCCGUACGCUUCUCGACCACCGUGCAGAAUCGCGGCGGCGUCGACGCUGCCCGCGAGCCCAAGGGCAUGGCAGUCAAGUUCUAUUCGAAGGAGGGAAACCUCGACCUCUUGUGUCUGAACGCACCCGUCUACUUCUACAAGGAUCCCGAGUAUUUUUUCAGCGUUGUGCACGGCACGCGCCGCAACCCGCGCACCGAUCUGUUCGACCGCACCAUGCGCGGCGACAUGUUCACGCUGCGCUUCGAUGCCAUCAACGCCUUCCUGCGCCUGCUGUCCGACAGCGGCAUCCCAAAUGGCUUCAGGAAGAUGGACGAAUUUCCCAUACAUACCUUCGAGAUAUACAACGCGCAAGGAGAAAAGUAUUUCGUGAAAUUUAAUUUCAGAACCUUGCAGGGCAUAGAGAAUUUACCGUCCGACGAGGCGACGAGGCUGAACGGUCAGGAUCCAGAUUAUUUCGUGAGAGAUUUGUACAACGCCAUAGCCGAGAAGAGGUAUCCAAUGUGGAGAUUGGAUAUGGACGUCCUAACUUUCGAAGAUCUGCUACAUCUAGAUUUUGACCCGUUCGAUGUGACUAGAUUAUGGAAGAAAGGAACUUAUCGCACCGUGACCGUCGGCCGGCUGGUGCUCGACAAGAACCCCGACAACUCGCACCGCGUGGCGGAGCAGCUAGCCUUCAACCCCGCCAACCUGGUGCCCGGGAUAGCCGGGCCCAAGGACCUUCUGUUCAGAGGGCGGAGUCUCGCCUAUCCCGCGACACAGAAUCACCGCUUAGGAAGUAACCAUAACAAGAUCGAAAUAAACAGACCUCUUUAUGAGAAAAAUUAUAAUCGCGACGGAAAUCCUCCGGAGAGGGACAACAUGAAAGACGCUCCGUCUUAUUACCCAAAUUCUUUUAGCGGCCCGGUGCCCUAUGUCGAUGCCGCUCGUCCCAAAGAGCAAAUAAUGGUCUAUGAGAGCAACGCCGUAGAUCUAGAGGACCCCGCUUAUUUUUAUAACCACAUCUUGCAAACGGACGACGAAAGGGACAGGCUUGCGAAUAAUACUGUUGAUUUUUCGCUUCUAACCGCUCCACCGUUCCUCCAGAGACGUGUAAUAAAAUUAUUCUCUUGGAUCUCUCCCGACCUGGGCCGACGAGUGGCGCAGAAGUUGCGGCAGCGGCUAGCGGCCCCCCCGCCGCCACCGCCCCGCGUACUGCGCGCCGCUAGAUGCAGCGCCGCCGGGGACGAGCGCGACUGUGACCGCGACCACGAGGACAUCUCAUACGCAGAACAUCUCUUCCAUUAUUGA
This is a messenger RNA of Papilio machaon (common yellow swallowtail), 1701 nucleotides long. Its product is annotated as catalase-like. The record is from RefSeq and is a predicted model, not a curated record. The transcript is spliced from 2 exons. NCBI's taxonomy places the organism in Eukaryota, Metazoa, Arthropoda, Insecta, Lepidoptera, Papilionidae. Gene Ontology annotation, cellular component: peroxisome; mitochondrion; cytoplasm. Gene Ontology annotation, biological process: response to hydrogen peroxide; hydrogen peroxide catabolic process. The coding region runs from base 16 to 1701 and encodes 561 amino acids. Gene Ontology annotation, molecular function: heme binding; catalase activity.